This is a messenger RNA of Sycon ciliatum, 1494 nucleotides long. RefSeq lists its product as uncharacterized. Bases 1 to 1494 code for a protein of 497 amino acids. The record is from RefSeq and is a predicted model, not a curated record. The transcript has 4 exons. Lineage: Eukaryota; Metazoa; Porifera; Calcarea; Leucosolenida; Sycettidae.
AUGGCACGCCUUCUAACAGAUUGGGGGAACCCAUUUCUUGGAGACGGCAUUGUUAGUCUGUCAUCCCGAAUUUGUGCGACUUCCAGUUUGCAGCAAGAUCUUCUCCGGGCAUUUGAUGUUGGCAACACUGCCGUGCAACGCUUCAUCACUGAGCGUGUAACCAGCAGCAACGUGCCCUUCUUCAACCCGCUGCCAGCCCACAAGCUACUCACGUACAGCACCAAAGAGAAGCCACAAAGCAAGAGCAAAUCAAAUGCGCAAGCCGUCCAAGAUGACCGCCAAUUGUUCACUAAGCUAGCAAUCAUGGCAAAGCACCGCGAGGUCAAUGCCAGAGAGUUAGUCGAGUAUCAGCUGGGGUCAGUACCGUGGGCGAUUGCCAACGCAGAUGGCACACGAGUCAGCACAGUCAAGUCCAAGCUUCUGAUGGAACUGGAGAAAGACACUCCCCUCCUGGAGACGGUUCCUGGACAAGGUGCUAUUCUUGUUGAUGGCAUGGCUCUGCUCCAGUCCAUAACUACCAUACCUGCUACAUUCGGUGAGCUGAGCACCCUGAUAUUCGACCGCCUCAUCACUACAAUGGCAAAGUUCGCCGCAGUAAGAGUAGAUUUUGUCUGUGACCAAUAUCCGGAACUAUCCAUCAAGGGCCAAGAGAGGGCCAGCAGCUCAACUAAGAAUGUUCCACUGCGCCUCCAAGCAGAACGAAGUGAGCAGCCCACACCCCGGCAGUGGAAACGCUAUCUGUCCGAUGGGCAAAACAAAAUGACACUGAUUUCCUUCAUCAGCCGUGACUGGAGAGCUAGUGAGACACUCCCGAAAAAACUGAAAUGUGGCCAGAAAGUCAUUUUGACAGUGAAGAAGGACUGCUUCCAAUUCACUGCACCUGCACCGGGGACAUCUUUGUUUACAGUCGCCGCUGUUCCAGAACUGACCUGCUCCCACGAGGAAGCUGACACCCGGCUCCUGUUGCACGCUGCUCAUGUCAUUUUCAAGACGAGACGGCAGCAGCGCGCACGUUUGGUGGACAUCAACGCGAUUGCGGAAGCACUGGGCAGUUCAACGUGCCGCGCUUUCAUCGGUGUCCACAGCUUCUCCGGAUGUGAUUCGGCGAGUGCAUUCGUGGGGAAAGGGAAGAGAGCUGGUCUGGAGCUGGUCAAGAAAACCGCACAAGCCUGUGAAACAAUGCAACAUCUCGGCCAGGAUUUCAGCCUCAGCAAUGACCUAGAGAAGAGCUGUGAAGCGUUCACAUGCCUACUGUACGGGGAUAGUAGCACCCGUGACGUUGGUAGUGUUCGCUACAACAUGUUGUGCAAGAACACAACCACCCCGCAGAGGAUGCCUCCGUCAUCGGCUGCUCUGAGGCAGCCAUUCAAGAAGGGCAAACUAUCAAGCUGCUGUCUGGUGGCGCGCCCUCCAGCCAGAACCAGAAAUCGAAUCGCCCGUUGGAAACGAUUGGCUACUGGACACAGAUGGAAUAUCCUGACAGGCAUUGAGUAA